AUGCAGCCCCAUCACUCUCUUCCGGCGCGACCGCCGCCUAGCACAUAUUCGGCACCGCCUUCGAGAUCAAACAAUGCUGGCGCGCGCCCCCAAGGCAACUCGCCUAUGUCUGCUGGUUUUACACCGCGCUCUGUGGCAGCUCAUGCUCCUCCACAGGCGUUUGCUGCGCCAGCAAACUAUGCGCAAGCCCCAGUGAGCGCCCCCUACCAAGCACCCGCUUACCCGACCAGCAAUGCUUACAACAACUACUCGUACCCAGCCUAUGCAACGGGUGCUCCUACUACGACCUCAUAUACAGCUGCGCCGACCGUGAACCGUGGGUUUGCUGGCACCUAUGAUCCCGAAGAAGAGGCUCGGAUCGCCGAAUGGAACAGCGCAUACAAUGCCGGCGAUGCGAACGCGAAGAAGAGCGGCAGCGCAACUGUAGGCGCUCGACCGGAAGGAUCAGCCCCUCAGGAUGCCGAAGCAACGGGACCGACAGCUGAUGGCAAGCGCAAGACCGUCGUCCGCGAGGGAGGUGGAAAGCAGUGGGAGGACGAGACUCUACUUGAGUGGAAUCCGCUGCAUCCACGACUGUUCAUCGGUAACCUCGCGGGUGAAGUCACCGAUGACUCGCUCCUCAAAGCAUUUGCAAAGUACCCCUCCUUAUCCAAAGCCCGCGUCGUGCGAGACAAGAAGUCCACCAAGAGUCGCAGUUACGGCUUCGUCAGCUUCUCAGAUACCGAUGAUUACUUCCGCGCUGCCAAGGAGAUGAACGGCAAGUACAUUGGCAGCCACCCAGUCCUCAUCAAGCGCGCCACAUCGGAGGUCAAGGCUGUCACAAAGAAGGACGACAGACACAAGCAAGGAAAGAACAAGAACAACAAGGAUAACAAGAACAAGUCUGGCAACGGCAACAACAGUACUCCCGCGGUAGUAGCAUCUCCCGCCAUGUUCAUUCCCCGCGGCGUCCAGAAGAAGGGCAAAUCGAACGGUCCAAGGGUGUUGGGUUGA
This is a messenger RNA of Alternaria burnsii, 993 nucleotides long. Its product is annotated as rna-binding domain-containing protein. The record is from RefSeq and is a predicted model, not a curated record. The transcript has a single exon. Bases 1 to 993 code for a protein of 330 amino acids. Lineage: Eukaryota; Fungi; Ascomycota; Dothideomycetes; Pleosporales; Pleosporaceae. Gene Ontology annotation, molecular function: mRNA binding.